Molecule: messenger RNA, 1288 nt
Organism: Myotis davidii
Lineage: Eukaryota; Metazoa; Chordata; Mammalia; Chiroptera; Vespertilionidae
Product: guanylate-binding protein 7
Exons: 8
Biological process (GO): defense response to Gram-positive bacterium; defense response to protozoan
Molecular function (GO): GTPase activity; GTP binding
Source: RefSeq, a predicted model, not a curated record
AUGUAUAAAGGAUUCUGUCUGGGCUCCACAGUGCGGUCUGAAACCAAGGGCAUCUGGAUGUGGUGUGUACCACACCCCUCCAAGCCCAACCACACUCUGGUCCUUCUGGACACUGAGGGCCUGGGCGAUGUGGAAAAGGGCGACUCAAAAAACGACUCAUGGAUCUUUGCCCUGGCUGUGCUUCUGAGCAGCAUGUUUGUCUACAACAGCAUGAGCACCAUCAACCACCAGGCCCUGGAGCAGCUGCACUAUGUGACUGAACUAACAAAGCUAAUCAGGACAAAGUCAUCUCCCAGCUCUGCUGAAGGAGAUGACUCAGCCGAGUUUGCAAGUUUCUUUCCAGACUUUGUUUGGACUGUACGGGAUUUCACGCUGGAGCUGGAGUUUGAUGGACGCACCAUCAGUGAAGAUGAAUACCUGGAGAAUGCCUUGAAGUUGGUUCCAGGGGAGGAUCCCAAAAUCCAGCAAGCCAACAUCCCAAGAAAGUAUAUCAGGAAAUUCUUUCCAAAGCGAAAGUGCUUUACCUUUGACCGGCCUACAACUGACAAAAAAUUAUUACACCGUAUGGAUGGGGUGUCAGAAAACCAACUAGAGUGCAGUUUCCAGGAGAAAUUCAAAAAUUUCUGUAACUAUAUCUUCACAGAAGCAAAAACCAAGGCUCUCAGAGAGGGAAUCAUUGUCACUGGAAAUCGGCUAGGGAUUCUGGGAAAGGCCUAUGUGGAUGCCAUCAAUGGUGGAGCAGUGCCUUGUUUGGAAAAUGCAGUGACAACUCUGGCUGAGCGUGAAAACUCAGCAGCCAUGCAGAAGGCAGCUGACCACUAUAGCGAGCAGAUGGCCCAGAGAGUGAGCUUCCCCACAGACACAAUGCAGGAGCUGCUGGACCUGCACGCAGUUUGUGAGAAGGAAGCCCUUGAGAUCUUCAUGGAGCGCUCCAUUAUGGAUGAAAAGCAGGGGUUCCAGGAAAAACUUACGGACAUCAUAGAGAAAAAGAAGGAGUAUUUCUUGCUGCAGAAUGAAGAUGCAUCUGGAAAAUAUUGCCAGGCUCAGCUUAAGCAGCUUUCAGAAUCCCUGAUGGAAAGUAUUUCAAGAGGAAUGUUCUCUGUGCCUAAUGGAUACAAGCUCUACUUAGAAGCAAUAGACAAACUUGAACAGUCCUAUAACAUGGUGCCCAGGAAAGGAGUGAAGGCAAUGGAGGUCUUCCAGAACUUCAAGCAGUCACAGGCUGCAACAAAGGAAUCCAUCCUGCAGGCUGACAAGGCCCUCACUGCUGGGGAUAAGGCACUAGCAG